AUGACUCUGGAGUCCAUGAUGGCCUGUUGCAUGAGUGAAGAAGCGAAGGAGUCCAAAAGAAUCAACGCCGAGAUCGACAAACAGCUCCGGAGAGACAAGCGAGAUGCCAGGCGGGAGCUCAAACUCCUCUUGCUGGGCGAGAGCGGCAAGAGUACGUUCAUCAAACAGAUGCGCAUCAUUCACGGGACGGGCUACACCGACGAGGACAAGCGCGGUUACACCAAACUCGUCUACCAGAACAUCUUCACCUCCAUGCAGGCAAUGAUCCGCGCCACCGAGCACCUCAAGAUCCCAUUCAGAUUCGAAGACAACAAGAAAAACGCUCUGCUGGUGCGAGAGGUCGAUGUCGAGAAGGUUUGCUCUUUUGAACAGCCCUAUGUUGCUGCAAUUAAUAAGCUCUGGAUGGAUCCGGGCAUCCAGGAAGCAUACGACCGCAGGCGAGAGUACCAGCUCUCUGACUCCACUAAAUACUACCUUAACGAUUUAGAGCGUAUAUCAUCUCGGGGAUACAUGCCCACCCAGCAGGAUGUACUGAGGGUCCGAGUGCCCACAACUGGCAUCAUAGAGUAUCCCUUUGAUCUGGAGAAUAUAAUCUUCAGCUAUCUAAGUGAUUUGGAGCGUAUCUCAGACCCGUCGUAUCUGCCGACUCAGCAAGACGUGCUUAGGGUUCGCAUCCCUACCACAGGGAUUAUCGAAUAUCCCUUCGACUUGCAAAGCAUCAUUUUCAGGAUGGUGGACGUCGGAGGCCAGAGAUCAGAGCGCAGGAAGUGGAUUCACUGCUUUGAGAACGUCACAUCUAUCAUGUUCCUGGUUGCCUUGAGCGAAUACGACCAGGUCCUUGUGGAAUCUGACAACGAGAAUCGCAUGGAGGAAAGCAAAGCGCUGUUUCGCACAAUCAUCACCUACCCCUGGUUCCAGAACUCCUCCGUCAUUCUGUUCCUCAACAAGAAGGACCUUCUAGAGGAGAAGAUCCUGUGCUCUCACCUGGUGGACUAUUUCCCUGAAUUUGAUGGUCCACAAAAUGACGCCCAGUCGGCCCGAGAGUUCAUCCUGAAGAUGUUCGUGGACCUGAACCCGGACAGCGACAAGAUCAUCUACUCGCACUUCACCUGUGCCACAGACACCGAAAACAUCCGCUUCGUCUUCGCAGCGGUCAAGGACACCAUCCUGCAGCACAACCUAAAAGAGUACAACCUAGUGUGA
Messenger RNA from Danio rerio (zebrafish), 1203 nucleotides. It is a transcript of the gene gna11a, whose product is annotated as guanine nucleotide binding protein (G protein), alpha 11a (Gq class). The record is from RefSeq and is marked provisional. Gene Ontology annotation, cellular component: cell periphery; plasma membrane; heterotrimeric G-protein complex. Lineage: Eukaryota; Metazoa; Chordata; Actinopteri; Cypriniformes; Danionidae. Gene Ontology annotation, molecular function: G protein-coupled receptor binding; metal ion binding; GTP binding. Gene Ontology annotation, biological process: G protein-coupled receptor signaling pathway; signal transduction.